CCUCCUCUCCUGCCAAUCCUGGCACCUGAGCGCCGAGCCACUGCACCGAGGAGGACCCCACUCCGGACGAACCCCGAGCUUGAAUCCACGGACACACCGCCCCUGGGCAGCGGGUUCCUGCCGGAGGGACCUGCGGCCGCCCACUCAGGCCACCGCCGUCGCCUGCAGCCUCCGGAGCGCACGGCCCCUCCGAGCCACCCGCUGCGCCCUGGUCCCCGGGGAUCCUCGCCCGGCAGAGGCGCGGCAGCGGGCAGGUGGUAUUACAGAGCUGGGUGCACGAUUCGCCUUCUGCUCGUCUCUUCGCCGGGGAUUUAUUGUCUGUAGAGCCUUCUGGGGGUGGGGAGAGAGCUGCGCCUCCGCCACCGCUGCCGCCGCUGGUGCUGCGGUCGCUAGCGCGGCGCGCAGGGCAGGCAGAGGCUGGGAGUGGAUGCGCUCCUGCCUCCCCCGCCAGCGCCUUGGGCUUCCCUUCGGCCGCUUCCCGCCGGAACCUGCCGGCUGUCCACCUGAAGGGCACCUGCAUCAUGGUCUAACGUGACACCUGCCUGGAGUCCCCUCUUUUUCCUCCUCUUCCUCCACCCCUCCUCUCUUCCUCCUCCGAGGACCCUCUUGCCCACUCCACUGCGGACCCCCGAACACUUUAAGGAAUAAUCCUCGGCAGCAGCACGAUCUACUCUCUCUGGAACCUCAUGGGCAGUUUCUUCCGCCGGCGAUGAUGGAGAACCUAAUAAGGGGAAGGAAUCCCCCGCAAUACCAGAGAAGUCCUUGUAAAGAAGUUCGUGCAGCACUUCGGAAGAGGCCUGAAGAGGAGUUGCAGUGCCUGGAGAUGACCACCAAGCGGAAAAUCAUCGGCCGUCUGGUGCCUUGCCGAUGUUUCCGAGGAGAAGAGGAAAUCAUCUCAGUUUUAGAUUACUCCCACUGCAGUCUUCAGCAGGUGCCAAAGGAGGUCUUCAACUUUGAACGGACCUUAGAGGAACUGUAUCUGGAUGCCAAUCAAAUUGAAGAGCUACCGAAGCAAUUGUUCAACUGUCAAGCUCUAAGAAAACUAAGUAUUCCUGAUAAUGACCUCUCAAAUCUGCCAACCACUAUUGCUAGCUUAGUUAAUCUUAAAGAACUCGACAUCAGUAAAAAUGGUGUACAAGAAUUUCCAGAAAAUAUAAAGUGUUGUAAGUGUUUAACAAUUAUUGAAGCCAGUGUCAAUCCCAUUUCUAAACUCCCUGAUGGCUUCACGCAGCUUCUAAAUCUGACCCAGCUCUACCUGAAUGAUGCCUUUCUUGAAUUUCUUCCAGCCAAUUUUGGAAGACUUGUCAAAUUGCGGAUCUUGGAAUUAAGAGAAAAUCACUUGAAAACUCUACCAAAGUCAAUGCACAAACUGGCCCAGUUGGAAAGACUUGACCUAGGCAAUAAUGAAUUCAGUGAGCUGCCUGAAGUUAUGGAUCAAAUACAAAAUUUGAGGGAGUUAUGGAUGGAUAAUAAUGCUUUGCAGGUGCUUCCUGGGUCUAUAGGGAAGUUAAAGAUGUUGGUAUACCUGGAUAUGUCAAAAAACAGAAUAGAAACAGUUGACAUGGACAUUUCUGGAUGUGAAGCCCUUGAAGACCUCCUACUGUCAUCCAACAUGUUGCAACAGUUGCCAGACUCUAUAGGACUGUUGAAAAAGCUAACUACUCUAAAAGUAGAUGACAAUCAACUUACAAUGCUACCCAAUACAAUCGGAAAUUUAUCGUUGUUAGAAGAAUUUGACUGCAGCUGUAAUGAACUGGAGUUGCUACCUUCUACUAUUGGCUAUCUUCACAGUCUUCGAACAUUAGCAGUGGAUGAGAAUUUCCUUCCAGAAUUACCCAGAGAAAUUGGAAGCUGUAAGAAUGUAACAGUUAUGUCCCUGCGCUCUAACAAACUGGAAUUUCUUCCUGAAGAGAUUGGACAAAUGCAGAAACUAAGAGUCUUAAAUUUGAGUGACAACAGAUUGAAGAAUUUGCCAUUCUCGUUUACCAAACUAAAAGAGCUUGCAGCUUUGUGGCUUUCUGACAAUCAGUCCAAAGCCCUUAUCCCUUUACAAACUGAAGCCCAUCCAGAAACAAAGCAAAGAGUAUUGACUAAUUACAUGUUUCCCCAGCAACCUCGUGGUGAUGAAGAUUUCCAGUCGGACAGUGACAGCUUUAACCCUACUCUGUGGGAAGAGCAGAGACAACAACGUAUGACUGUUGCCUUUGAAUUUGAAGAAAAAAAGGAAGAUGAUGAAAAUGCUGGGAAAGUUAAGGAUCACUCCUGCCAAGCCCCCUGGGAAAGGGGCCAGCGUGGGAUUACUCUCCAACCUGCCAGACUGUCUGGCGAUUGCUGCACACCAUGGGCCAGGUGUGAUCAGCAGAUCCCAGAUAUGCCCGUCCCCCCGAAUGACCCCCCGCUGGCAUGGGGUUGUGUAAGUGGCCUCCAGCAGGACAGGAGCAUGUGCACUCCAUUGCCAGCUGCAGCACAGCCCACCACUCUUCCCUCUCUAAGUGGCAGACAGGUUGAAAUAAACCUAAAACGAUAUCCAACUCCUUACCCAGAGGAUUUAAAGACUAUGGUAAAAUCUGUUCAAAAUCUGGUGGGUAAGCCAAGCCAUGGAAUGCGUAUUGAGAAUUCAAAUCCAACUGCUAACACGGAGCAAACUGUGAAAGAAAAAUAUGAACACAAGUGGCCUGUGGCCCCAAAGGAGAUUACAGUGGAGGAUUCUUUUGUUCAUCCAGCUAAUGAAAUGAGGAUUGGGGAACUUCACCCUUCAUUAGCUGAGACUCCUCUAUACCCACCCAAACUUGUUCUGCUAGGGAAGGACAAAAAAGAAUCAACUGAUGAGUCUGAAGUUGACAAAACUCACUGUCUGAAUAACAGUGUUUCCUCAGGCACUUACUCAGACUACUCACCUUCCCAGGCUUCCUCAGGAUCCUCUAACACCCGGGUUAAAGUGGGGUCCUUGCAGACAACAGCUAAAGAUGCAGUACAUAAUUCUUUGUGGGGUAACAGGAUCGCACAAUCUUUCCCACAGCCUCUUGAUUCAAAGCCAUUACUCAGCCAGCGGGAGGCUGUGCCCCCGGGGAAUCUCCCGCAGCGCCCUGACCGGCUGCCGAUGAGUGAUGCUUUCACCGACAACUGGACUGACAGCUCCCAUUAUGAUAACACAGGGUUUGUCGCAGAGGAGACCACAGGCGAGAAUGCCAACAGCAAUCCUCUCCUAAAUUCAAAAUCCAGAAGCGCAGCUUCUCACAGUCGCAGGCCUUUGAUUAGGCAGGAUAGAAUUGUUGGCGUUCCCCUGGAACUUGAGCAGUCUACACACAGACACACACCAGAAACAGAAGUGCCUCCUUCCAAUCCUUGGCAGAAUUGGACCAGAACCCCUAGUCCUUUUGAAGACAGGACCGCUUUCCCUUCCAAAUUAGAGACAACCCCCACCACCAGCCCAUUGCCUGAACGGAAAGAACAUAUAAAGGAGUCUGCUGAAAUACCCAGUCCUUUUUCUCCGGGAGUACCAUGGGAGUAUCACGAUUCCAAUCCCAACAGGAGUCUUAGUAAUGUCUUUUCUCAAAUCCACUGCCGCCCAGAAUCUUCUAAAGGUGUUAUUUCCAUUAGCAAAAGCACAGAGAGGCUUUCCCCACUAAUGAAAGAUAUCAAAUCCAAUAAAUUCAAAAAGUCACAGAGUAUCGAUGAGAUUGACAUUGGCACGUACAAGGUGUAUAACAUACCUCUAGAGAACUAUGCUUCUGGGAGUGAUCAUUUAGGAAGCCAUGAACGACCAGAUAAAAUGCUGGGACCAGAGCACGCUAUGUCCAGCAUGUCUCGAAGCCAGUCAGUCCCAAUGCUGGAUGACGAGAUGCUCACGUACGGAAGUAGUAAAGGGCCACAACAACAAAAAGCUUCCAUGACAAAAAAAGUCUAUCAGUUUGACCAAAGCUUCAAUCCCCAAGGAGCAGUGGAAGUUAAGGCCGAAAAGAGGAUCCCGCCCCCUUUCCAACACAAUUCUGAGUACGUUCAACAGCCCAGCAAAAACAUAGCCAAGGAUUUGGUUAGUCCGAGAGCUUACAGAGGAUACGCACCAAUGGAGCAAAUGUUUUCAUUUUCUCAGCCAUCUGUUAGUGAGGAUGCUGUGAUGAAUGCCCAGUUUGCAAGCCAAGGGGCCAGGGCAGGCUUCUUGAGAAGAGCCGACUCCCUGGCGAGUUCCACAGAAAUGGCCAUGUUUAGAAGGGUCAGUGAACCUCAUGAGCUGCCUCCGAGUGAUAGGUACGGCAGACCUCCAUAUAGGGGCGGUCUGGAUCGCCAAAGCAGCGUUUCAGUGACUGAGUCCCAGUUCCUGAAAAGGAAUGGCAGGUAUGAAGACGAACACCCUUCAUAUCAAGAAGUGAAAGCUCAGGCGGGAAGUUUUCCGGUUAAAAACCUUACCCAAAGGAGGCCAUUGUCUGCGAGAAGCUACAGUACAGAGAGUUACGGUGCCUCCCAAACCAGGCCAGUUUCAGCUAGGCCUACUAUGGCAGCUCUUUUGGAAAAAAUACCAUCUGACUAUAACUUGGGUAACUAUGGUGACAAGCCAUCAGAUAACAGUGAUAUAAAGACGAGGCCUACUCCAGUGAAGGGAGAGGAGAGCUGUGGUAAAAUGCCUGCAGACUGGAGACAACAGCUGCUUAGACAUAUAGAAGCUAGAAGGUUAGACAGGAAUGCUGCUUACAAACACAACACAGUUAACCUUGGCAUGCUGCCCUAUGGAGGUAUUUCAGCAAUGCAUGCAGGCAGAAGCAUGACUUUAAACUUGCAGACUAAGUCUAAAUUUGAUCUCCAAGAACUACCUCUUCAGAAAACCCCGUCCCAGCAAAGCAACAUUUUAGACAAUGGACAAGAAGAUGUAUCUCCUAGUGGCCAAUGGAAUCCUUAUCCUCUUGGGAGGCGGGAUGUACCUCCGGACACCAUUACUAAAAAGGCAGGCAGCCACAUCCAGACCUUGAUGGGGUCCCAAAGCCUUCAGCAUCGCAGCCGGGAGCAGCAGCCAUACGAGGGGAAUAUAAACAAAGUGACCAUCCAGCAGUUUCAGUCACCAUUGCCUAUUCAGAUCCCCUCUUCACAGGCCACUCGAGGACCUCAGCCUGGACGGUGCUUAAUUCAAACUAAAGGGCAAAGGAGUGUGGAUGGAUAUCCAGAGCAGUUUUGUGUGAGAAUAGAAAAGAAUCCUGGCCUUGGAUUUAGUAUCAGUGGUGGAAUAAGUGGACAAGGAAAUCCAUUUAAACCUUCUGACAAGGGUAUCUUUGUUACUAGGGUUCAGCCUGAUGGACCAGCAUCCAAUCUGCUGCAGCCUGGUGAUAAGAUCCUUCAGGCAAAUGGACAUAGUUUUGUACAUAUGGAACAUGAAAAAGCUGUAUUACUACUGAAGAGUUUCCAGAACACAGUAGACCUAGUUAUUCAACGUGAGCUUACUGUCUAAAUAUUUUUUAUAAAUAGUGAAGAUAUGUCUAGCCAGACCUAAUGUUCAAAAAUAAAUUUAUACAUAGAAACAAAUUUUGCCAAUUGCUGGACCAAUGGCAAACAUUAGUGCCAAAUGUAUAAUAUUAUAUGUUAGCACUGAUCUUCCUUAAAAAUGUUAACUAUAUAAAUAUGAUGUUCAUGUGGUUAUGUAUUAGUUUUAAUUGUCAGCCUCUGGCUGUGCAUUGGUGCAGUUUUGUUUUUGUUUGUUUUUGUUUUUAAUCAAAUAAGUUUCUUCUCGAAGUGGAUUUCAUAUAAUUUCGGAGCACGGAAGCACACACAAGCUACGAAUUCUGCUCUCCAUCAGAAACACUGCCUCAAAGUUGUAUAUGCCUUUAUAUAGAAAAUACAAAUAUAAAGAAUUGUAAUUCCCAUAAAAUAUUUCUAGCACAAGGUAUAUGUUGGCAUAUAUACAAGAAAAAUAUAGAGAAAAACAAUAUUUUCAUAAACUAAACAUCUCGGAUUGAGAAAGAAAAUAUAUCUUAAAAUAAGACUUUACUAUAAUAAAUCUUUUUCAAUAAAAAUUACAUGAUAAUGCCUUAUGAAAGUAACUGUACAUAUGGUAUAAAGUGUUUAUAUUUGGUUCCAUAUUCAUUUGCUAAAUUCUCAUAACACAGAGUGAAAUAUUUCAUAAAUUAGUCAUCUAUCUCUGGGACCUGAAUAAAAAGAGGAUAAACUGAUUUGUUCAAUGCCUUUAGCUAAUUAUAAUACAUGCAGAGUCAAGAACCACACUAAAGGUCACUAUAGGUAAAUCAUUUUCACCAAAAAUUUAAGCAGUGAAUGAUGGGUGGCAGGAAAGGUACUGCUUUAUUUCUUUCAAGUUUAUGUUGAUUUUAAACUGUAGCCCUUGUGAUUUCUUUACUUGUAAAUGUGGAAUUUAUUUGUGUGUUGCUUUAUCUAAUUUGCUAUUUUUAAAUCAUUUCAAAUGAGUUUUGGGGAUUGAUAAAAUUUAUCAUUAAGAGAGACUUGUUAGAAAGUUAUGGGGGGGCUAUUUAAACAACUUUGGUAUUUAAAUAUGAAACUUCAAAUAUAAUUUCUCAGAGCUAUGGUCUAUCUGUAUUAUUAAUUUCAAUGCCUGGUUUUGUGGGCAGAAAUACUUUUUUUUCCAAAAAAGUUUCAAACUAUAUAAAAUCCUGAAUUCUGUCUCACUGGAGAGAAAGACAAGCAGAGUUAAUACAGAAUGUUAUUUUUACAUUGGAACUGUUUUCCUCUGUAAUGGUCAUAAAAUUCAUUUCAUAGUCCCUUAAAAAUAUUUUCUUAUAUAUAGUCAUUAACCUGAUUAAAAUAUUAAAUGGAAACUCCAGGAUAAUUUCCCACAGUUGGUUUUAUGCGUUCUCUCUCAUCUUUACAAAUAGUUAUUAUUUUUAAAUGUAUUUUACUUUAUAUGCUACUGUUUCAAGUAUUCUAUUAGGAUUUUCACAAUAGUAUCAUAUAUUGAUGUCACUGAAGCUCUGAGAUAAAUAUUUGUAAGUUAACUGUUUUAUGGGGACAUUGAAAAAUAUUGUAUUUUUGUAGGGUCUAUUAAAAUGAGUGUCACUUAUUAGAAGUACAGUGGUAUUUUUUGGCAAUAGAAUUUGUCACUUGAAGGCAACUGAUACUUCAUUUUAUAGAUGAUGCACUAAUUUUGAUGUUGCUUUAUGUCAGCGUGACAUUAUGCCAUGAUUUUAUAGGUUUUGACAUUUAGCAAAUGAUUAAAUGAUUGGCCUAUUUAAUAUGUUUCCCAGAAGUAACUUCUAAAUGCAUUUUAAUAUAUUGACAGUUUCUGAUGAGAAAUGCCUUUCAGAGCCUAAUUUUCUUUAUCAAAAGCUCUCACCAAAUCACCAUACCACAUAUCCAGCUGCUAUGAUAGGAUGAUCAUCAUUAAUCAAGACAGAGGCCCUUACUGGCCUCACAAGAUCACUUAAAGGAAAAACAAACCCAUGAGUGUAGUUUGGUGAGAAUGAAGCACCUCAAAUCAUCCCAUCAGUUCAAAAAAUUUAAUCUUUUAUGGCAGAGGUGGGAGAAAAGCCAGAUAUAGGACUUGCCAAGUCUUUUUUCUUAUGUCAGGUUUGCACAUCAAACCCAGGGCAUCAGGAGAUGCUUCCGAGGCACAAAGCUGAGAGAAUCAUGAUCCUAGGAAACACUUCUUGCACUCCUGAUGUGACAGCAUUGUCUUAGGCCAGUGCUUUAAUCCUGCCUGUUCUGAAGGAGAUGAGAAGAGAAAAGGGACCCCUGCCCAGCUGGGAAAGAAACCUGAUGUGCCAGAGCACCUCGCUGUCAAUUGUACUGCCAAGCUGCAGGCCGAGGAAAGGCAGGUAAUAUAUAUAAAGAAGAGAGGCCCUUUGUUUUAGGUUGACUGAACAAAAUCACUAAUCACUUGAGGGGGAGAAAAUCUAAUUCAUUCCAUAGGUGACCAAAACCAGUAAUACAUUGAUUUUUGAGGAUUGACUUUUUUGGAGUAACUCGUUUUGCUGCCUGAAAUCAAAAUCUGGUGUAUGUUACCAAAAAUGACAAAAAAAAGGUUAAGGGUGUGCUUUAUCAAGAGGAAAAACCAACAACAACAAAAAAGGAGUGGAAUUCAUCAUGAUUCCAAGAGACUUGCCUCUUGGCCUUGGCGUUUUAUUGGUAUCUUUCUACUGAGGAAGUUGUCUCUGUUGAUGGGUCAGUAAGACACAGUGGAGGGCAAUAAGAAAGAUCAGAGCUAGAAAAAAAAGAGCAAGCACUGAGAAUUAUUAGUAGAAUUGCCACAGAUGUUAUAAGCCACAUAGACAUUAGUGGGCAACUUUUCAAACAGUUUACAUGGCUUAUGUCAUAAAAGCUCUCUUAUGAUAAUUCCAGCCUUCUAGACAACACAGGUCAUGUAAACAAACAAAAUGACUUCAAAAUCUAACUGUACUUUUGACAAGGAAUACUCAAAGUCAGCAAGACCUUGAAGUAUUUACAUUAUGCUAAUUUAUUCCUUAUUGAAUUCUACCAACUGUAUGUGUCCCAGUUCAUUAGAACUGUAAUUACGUAGACAUCAAACAAUCCUGGUUGUUUCUGAGCUUUACACUGGAUUAUCACCUUCAAGAUGGAAAGCAGUUUUAAAGAGGGGUGACAAAUCAGUAUUAAGUUGUUUUUAAUCUUAAAGAUGAUUAUACACAUAUCACUAACAUAAUUGCUUAUGUAAUAGUAGGACUGAAAUCUUUUUACAAGUGAGUCAAAGAGAAAGAAUAUUCAGAGGGAGGAAAACAUUGAAAAAAUUAGAUUUAUAUAUUCACUAUUAAGUGGAAAGUAUCUGAAUUUGCUAACAUGAUCAGGUGAAGGAAGCCAGAAAAACGUUUGGCUUUGAAUCAUGAAAUUUAUUCAAUACCUCCACAACAAUUUAAAGCUUUGGGAAAAAGUGUGUGUUUGCCAACUUGUCUCUCUAUUGGUUUUUAACGCUGUCUUCAAUUAAUUUCUGCCCUGUCUUGGCACACAGAUAAAGAAUAUCUAUUCUGACAAAUACACUCUUAACAAGAGGCAACGAUAGAACAUAAUCAAUUUUUAAAAUCUUGUUAAUGUAAGGCCACCGCUUACCACUCUAAGUUUUUGGUAAAUUCGAAAUCAGGCAACAUGUGUGACUGAUUCUUGAUAUAUUGACCAAACAGCAGAUUUAUAUAAACAUGGGAGUCAGUAAAAAGUUUUGCAAAUAAUGAAAUCUAGUAAGUUAAGAUGGGUCCUUUUUCUAGUAUCAAGAAAAGCAGGGUUGAAGUUCUGGUAAAGUUUCUCUCACAGAAAUGCUAAAUCUUUCUGAGGUUUAAUAAAAUGUUUAAACACUGGGUUGGUGAUGUGCCCUCUCUUACGGUUGUAGUUACCUAAUCAUCUGGAAAUCUUCAGAUUCAAGAUCACCUGCAAAAACUAUUUUCUUUAGCAAUGCAACUGUCUUCCAUUAUGAAAAGCAUCCUGCUUUGGCCCAGGAUAUUUCCCAUCACGCAGCAAGACUAUCCCCCAAGUAUCCAUUAUAACAAGAAAAUAGAAUGUAGGCUGUGGAAUAAGAUAGAUGUGCACUAUAGAAAGCAUGUGGGUUAAUAUUAUAGGAGAUCCUGGGAGUCAGCUUUCCUAUGCCUCCUUUCAGCUUCAUUUGAUAAACUCUUCAGGGAAUAUAUUUUCCAAAACACUCCACUGUACAAAACUAA
Manis pentadactyla (Chinese pangolin) is the source of this 9611-nucleotide messenger RNA. It is a transcript of the gene LRRC7, whose product is annotated as leucine rich repeat containing 7. Bases 710 to 5437 code for a protein of 1575 amino acids. The record is from RefSeq and is a predicted model, not a curated record. Gene Ontology annotation, cellular component: postsynaptic density; adherens junction; postsynaptic membrane. Gene Ontology annotation, biological process: neurotransmitter receptor transport, endosome to postsynaptic membrane; neurotransmitter receptor transport postsynaptic membrane to endosome. Lineage: Eukaryota; Metazoa; Chordata; Mammalia; Pholidota; Manidae. The transcript is spliced from 27 exons. Gene Ontology annotation, molecular function: protein binding.